AUUCAUCGUCCUCGGCCUUUGGAUGUUCUUGAGAAAGUUGGAAAAUCGCAUAAGUCGUUUAGAAGAAUGGCCAUUUGAUUGUGACUACCCCUUCUGGAACUUUCGGCGCUAGAAUCAGGAACCACGCACUUGGAGCAAUUUCGCUUUGUCUACAUUGCGAAUCUCCUUCUCUCACACUUGUGAGGUUGUUUAGCAUAGGCGUUCUCUUUAAGUGGCUGGAAUUUCCUUCAGAAGUAUUAACCUUAGGCUUGACUUUUCUCGAAACCCCGAAACCGAAGCCCACCUUGGCAGGGAGGAUCUGUUACCACGCUCAUUCACAGAUGUUGUCUCGGUUAGCGAGGGCAAAACAUCGAAUUUGAGUCCCCGUUCAUGAUUUGGAACAAUGCAUGCCAAAAUUCUGACUAUUACACAUCCAGUCUAGAACGUACACUUAUACGAUAUGAGUUCUUCUAACGCUGUGGCGGGACCUAGCAACGGCACAUCCGAGACGAUAAGUGUGAAGUCGUCGGCACCAAGUGGACCCCCACCAUCAUAUUCAAAGCACCAAAACGAUGAGCUCCUGCUGUCGAAUGUGAACUUGGCCUCCAGGAGGCGAGCGGCGGUAGCUCCUCGGUCGCCGAGGUUGCGUGCUGAUCCCUCACCUGUAUUACAAGUACUAGCCGCGCCUCGCGAACUUACUUUGACCCUAGACAACGGAUUAAUAUACCCUCCUCCCCCAUCAAAUGCCCUUUACUAUCUCCCACGCGUUCUUUCGUGGUCUGGAAACGAGAUCUUCCUAUUCCGCAGCCUCCCAGGAUCGACGACGAGCCAAAAUUUACUGCCCCCACGAGAAUUAGCCCUGUACACAAUGCGUCGAACACUGUUCACGCAUGAAGUUGCGCUAAUGCCGCGGAGAGAGGGACUGAAGGCGGCCGUCAUGCGUGGUAGAUGGAGUUUCUUCGAUGGCAUGGUAUGGAACAUUGAAGUGAAAUCACAGGUAAUUCUCAGGUACGCCAAAGGGAAGUGGAAGAAUACCAGAGGCCAAAUUGUGGCCGAGGAGUCUCAAGAAACGGGGCAUGGCGCUGUGCUGACAAUCGUUGGGACGGAUCUUGAGGUUAACAUGAAGGAUCUAAUAGUUGCCUCGUGGACAACGAGACUGUGGCAAAGUCCCGGCCGGGCUAGUCUGACGAGAACGCUGCUCCAGAACUUAAGUGGUUCAAAGGCAUCACGAACUGCAACACUAAUGCGGUGGCGGACAUUCAGGGACGGAUGAUCCAAGUUGCAGGUUGGCACUGCCUUUUGCACGGCUCCGCAGCCAACUUUUUCAACCGGCGCGUGGCCAGAUAUGCUGGAGCAAUGCAGAUAAUGCUCUUUGAAAAAAGAACAGACUUUCUGGGCAGGAAUGCCUUAGCCAAACCUGAUAUUACCUGCGAUCUUCCUUUAGCGUAAGCGGAUAACGCACGCAUGUCGUCGACCUGAACACUUAAUGCCUCGCAAAAGUGUGGCUCCCACAAGUUCCCAUACAUGAUCGUCAAUUUUUGCUGACCUCGACAGCGUCC
Molecule: messenger RNA, 1538 nt
Organism: Verruconis gallopava
Lineage: Eukaryota; Fungi; Ascomycota; Dothideomycetes; Venturiales; Sympoventuriaceae
Exons: 1
Coding region: 440-1252 (270 amino acids)
Source: RefSeq, a predicted model, not a curated record